AUGGAUUCUGUUCGAGGACAACGUGGAAUCCAUAUGCUGCUGGCUGCUGAACAAGAGGCUCAAGAGAUCAUAUCAAAGGCCAGAAACAUGAAGACUGCCAGGUUGAAGCAAGCUAAGGAUGAAGCAGAGUGGGAAGCUACUGCUUAUCGUGCCUCUUUAGAAGAGGAUUACAAAAGAAAAGUUUCCGAGGCAUCUGGUAGUUCUGGCUGGAAUGUGAAAAAGCUCGACGAGGAAACAGAGAUGAAGAUCCAAAACCUGAAGGAUGCAUCCUCAAAGGUUCACGGAGAUGUGAUCAGCAUGCUACUGAAGCAUGUCACAACUGUUUGA
Zingiber officinale is the source of this 327-nucleotide messenger RNA. RefSeq names its product V-type proton ATPase subunit G-like. The coding region runs from base 1 to 327 and encodes 108 amino acids. Gene Ontology annotation, biological process: proton transmembrane transport. The record is from RefSeq and is a predicted model, not a curated record. Lineage: Eukaryota; Viridiplantae; Streptophyta; Magnoliopsida; Zingiberales; Zingiberaceae. Gene Ontology annotation, cellular component: vacuolar proton-transporting V-type ATPase complex. Gene Ontology annotation, molecular function: proton-transporting ATPase activity, rotational mechanism. The transcript is spliced from 3 exons.